UUGGAACCAUAUUCAUUUAUGUGCGAAAUCUUUGCAAAUUGUUCUUCAGUUCUAUUCUGCAGCUUAAAUCAGGAGAAAUUGAAUAUGAUCUUUCUUACGAUUUGUCUUUUCUUACUGAAAGGAUUUCAUGCCUCUGAAGUCAAUCAAACUACUCAGGCAACAGAUCGAAAUGGAAAGUUAAUCUUCUCAGUGAUAAGGUUCCCCAACGCUCCCUGUGUCGGAUCUGGAGGCUUUAAUGGAACCUGUUACACUGCCUCGGAAUGUUCAGCAAAAGGCGGCAGCUCAUCCCUGACGUGUGCUUCUGGAUUUGGUGUAUGCUGUGUUUUUUCUAUGGCAUGUGGAACCACGAUAUCUCAGAACAAUACCUAUCAUAUCAUUUCAAGCUUUACUGCAGCAACCACUGCUUCCCCCUGUACCUAUACAAUCUGCCCCUGUAACACCAACAUCUGUAAAUUAAGGCUGGAUUUUGAAACAUUUUCCAUAGCCGGCCCUCAAUCUGCUGAUGCUACUGCCAUAGCCAGUGUUGGCCCUUCUAUAGGAGAUUGUAGAACCGAUUCAUUCACAGUAACUGCACCUGACGGUGGGUCAGCCCCUCCUACCAUCUGUGGACUAAACACUGGACAACAUAUGUUUGUGGAUUCUAGUUCUUCCUGUAAUAAACUUUCCUUCAAUAUUGACACAGCCAAUUCAGUGAGCAGGAGCUGGAGAGUAAAGGUUACUCAGUAUGAUUGUGGAAGUAAUGUCCCAGGAAUAGUUGAUGACUGUCUUCAAUAUUUGACUGGAACCUCUGGAACUAUUAAAAACUUCAACUAUGACAGUUCUAAAAGUAACGCGGUCUUGGGUGCCAACACGCACUUGUCCAAUCAGAACUAUAAUAUAUGCUUCAGACAGGAACGAGGAUUUUGUUCAAUUUGUUUUGAUCCAGUAAAUCCAAGCACAACAGCCUCUUCAUUUGCUGUCAGUGCUAGUCCAAAUGCCGCAGCUCAGUCUGCAACAGGAACUACCUGUACGGGAAUUGCUAUAUUUUCUGAUUACAUUGAGGUCCAAAAUCUGCAGCUUUCAAUAGGUGCUGCUAUUGCUAUAGGAGUUCAGAGGAGUUGUGGAGUUCUUUUCAAUGAUAAUGGUAUCGGGACAGUGUCAGUAACCAUGUGCAGCUUUCAUGUCCCUUUCCGUUGGGGUGUUCGUUUUAAUGACGGAGAAACAACUGUUGCUUCUGCUGCUCUCAAUACAGGAGAGAAUGUCGCUCUUGGAGGAAUGUCUGGAUUUGAUAUGAACUGGUUCCUACGUGCCUGUUGAUUGAACUUAAUUCCAAAAAUCAUGAAUGUAAAAUGAAUUAACUAGUACUGCACAUUAUACACUAUAUGCUAAUCUCAAAAUAGUUUAAUAAAAUUUGUUUAAUGCAUUUGUAUA
Messenger RNA from Eurytemora carolleeae, 1410 nucleotides. RefSeq lists its product as uncharacterized. The coding region runs from base 19 to 1296 and encodes 425 amino acids. The transcript is spliced from 16 exons. NCBI's taxonomy places the organism in Eukaryota, Metazoa, Arthropoda, Copepoda, Calanoida, Temoridae. The record is from RefSeq and is a predicted model, not a curated record.